Messenger RNA from Prunus dulcis (almond), 2157 nucleotides. RefSeq names its product LRR receptor-like serine/threonine-protein kinase GSO1. The transcript is spliced from 3 exons. The record is from RefSeq and is a predicted model, not a curated record. Gene Ontology annotation, molecular function: protein binding. Bases 1 to 2157 code for a protein of 718 amino acids. NCBI's taxonomy places the organism in Eukaryota, Viridiplantae, Streptophyta, Magnoliopsida, Rosales, Rosaceae.
AUGGAUAGGUGCAAUGCUAACUUAUUCAACCCCACUUAUCUCCUCAAUAUUGCUCACUAUUUGCUCCUUUUCUCUUUGGCCUCUUCAUGUCUACACCUUACUGAGCUUCGUUUGGUUGAUGGAUGCCUCCGGGAAGAGAUGCAAGCACUUCUUAGAUUUAAACAACAUCUUACCGAUCCCUCCGGUAGGCUCUCUUCUUGGGUUGGCCAUAAUUGCUGCCACUGGAAAGGAGUUUCAUGCGACAACCGCAGUCGUCGUGUUAGAAAGAUUGACCUCCGUAACACAUUUGAAGAUCGCUUGUUUGAUGAUUACGCUGAUGAUUAUGGUGAAGAGUGGGACGAGGCAGCUUAUGAAGAGUCUUGCUUGGGAGGUAAGAUAACUUCAUCUUUGCUCAGCUUCAAGCAUUUAAGCUACCUAGACCUGAGUGACAAUAACUUGCCAGGGAUUAGCCUUCUUUGCCAACUUCAAAGUUUGAGAUAUCUCAACAUCUCAUUUGCAUCAUCUGAUGGAGUGAUUCACAAUUGUUUUUUCAAUCUUACCAACCUCAAAAAACUUGAUCUAAGUGGCAUUUCUUUCAGUGGUCAUUUUCCAAGCGAACUCGCAGGCCUCGAAUCUUUGGAACACCUUGAUUUGUCUCAUAAUUAUCUGAAAGGUAAAAUUCCCAAACUCAUUGGAAACUUUUGCAAUCUAAAGUUCUUAAGUCUCGAGGACAACACAUUAGAUGGGGGGAUUCAAGAGCUUUUGAGUGGUUUCUCAAAUUGUACCAAUAAUAGACUAGAGUCACUAGAUUUGUCUAUUAAUGAGUUUGUAACAGAAUUACCUGCCUCCUUAGGAGUGCUAACAAAAUUGCAGCAUCUUCACCUUGAAGGCAACUCAUUUUGGGGAUCAAUACCAACUUCUGUUGGAAACUUGUCAUCCUUGAAAACUCUAAACCUUCGAGGUAACAACAUGAAUGGGGCCAUUCCUGAAAGUUUUGGGCAACUUUCUGAGCUAGUUGACCUGGGUUUGUCUCAGAAUUCAUGGAAAGGCAUUGUAACAGAAACACAUUUGAUGAAUCUCACUAGAUUGCGACAUCUCGAUGUGUCCACAGACCAACCUAUGUCACUAAUUUUCAGUGUGGCUUAUGAAUGGGUUCCUCCUUUCAAGCUCUACACAAUUGACAUUACCAAUUGUAGUGUUGGUCCUGCUUUUUCUGUAUGGCUUCAAUGGCAGACCGAACUAUCUGAUGUCACCCUUCACAACACUGGAGUCUCAGAAUCUAUACCAGAAGAAUGCCUCUCUUUGCAACAUGCAAAACUUGUCAAUGCUCUCCCUAUGGAGGAACCAGUUAAGUGGAGACUUCCCUCAAGCAUGGAGUCUGUGGCACAAUAUAAGGGUAGUACAUGUGGCAGUAUUGAUCUUGGAGACAACAAAUUUACUGGAAGUGUUCCUUGGUGGAUUGGAUCAAACUUGUCCAUGUUGUCUACCCUACGAUUGCGAUCCAACGUGUUAAGUGGACAUAUCCCCCACCAGUUGUGCUAUCUUCCCUACCUUCACAUCCUAGACCUUGGUGAUAACAACUUUUCAGGGACAAUUCCCAAGUGUUUGAAGAAUUUGACUGCUCUGACCGUUUUUCCAUACAAUAAUUAUACCAUGCCUACAUAUUAUGAUGUUCAAACCUCAGUUGUGUCGAAAGGAAGUGAACUCGUUUAUUACAGGACGGCUUUGGAAUGGGUAUAUAGCAUUGAUCUUUCAUCAAAUAAUUUAGAAGGUGAAAUCCCUGAAGAAAUAACCAGCCUCAUGUCAUUAGGGACCUUGAACUUGUCAAGAAAUCAAUUAAGGGGAAGAAUUCCCCAAAAGAUUAUAAAUUUACGAUGGUUGGAAACUCUUGACCUCUCACACAAUCACCUUUGUGGACAAAUUCCUCAGAGUUUCUCCUCAUUGACAUUCUUGUCUCACGUGAACUUGUCUUAUAACAACUUGACUGGAAGAAUUCCUUUGGGCAACCAACUCCAGACGCUCGAUGACUCAUCCAUUUAUGGGGGCAAUCCAUCACUCUGCGGCCUUCCUCUUUUAACCAAGUGUCCGGGAGACGACACACCUAAUAGACUACCUUUUCCUUCUAGUGGGGCAGGAGAAAACAAAAAUGAAGGUGAUGAAGGAAUGCUUUGGUUCUGA